GAGAUCCAGCGCGCGACCGACGAGCUCCUCCGCAUCGCCCGCGAAAGGAUCCUGAAGAGACUCGAGGCCGCUGUGGCCAGCGACGAGGAGGUCGAGAUUCGGGAGGCGAUCGCCGAAGCCCGCGAGAAGGGCGUCCAGCCCGAGGAGCUCAAGGCCGCCCAGGAGGUGCUCCGCAGCCUGGUCCUGGCGCGGGACCUCGCAGAGGCGCAGACGCUCGCGCAGCUGCGCGCGGCGAUCAAGAGCGCGGAGGGCGCAGGCUUGAAGCACAGGGCGCUGGACUACGCCCGGCAGCGGGCGACGGCUGCGGUGCAGCUUCAGGAGGCCGCCAGGAGCCGCCGUGUGGAGUUGCUGGAGCCGGCGCUGCGCACG
Molecule: messenger RNA, 369 nt
Organism: Prorocentrum cordatum
Lineage: Eukaryota; Dinophyceae; Prorocentrales; Prorocentraceae
Source: the annotation of a GenBank genome assembly